Molecule: messenger RNA, 1945 nt
Organism: Alnus glutinosa
Lineage: Eukaryota; Viridiplantae; Streptophyta; Magnoliopsida; Fagales; Betulaceae
Product: putative UPF0481 protein At3g02645
Exons: 3
Coding region: 419-1666 (415 amino acids)
Source: RefSeq, a predicted model, not a curated record
AGGACAACUACAGAGCUAUUGUCUCAGCAUUUCCAUGAAGACGCUGUACAGACCAUGUUGGGAGACCAUGGUUGACGAAAAGUCAGACUCGUUUAACAUCACAAUGGAUGAGCGCUCAGGUUCCCAAAAAGUGGCAGAAUCAAAGGAAGCAAGCGAAAAUGUCGGAAAAACUCUUUCAGAAUCGGCUACACAUGUACAAGAGCCUCUUAUCGGCAGAUCAGGAUGGUCGAUAUUCAGAGUUCCAGCACAUGUACGUGAAGUUGACAAGGGAGCUUACAGCCCCAGGAUUGUAAGCAUUGGUCCAUUUCAUCAUAAUGAUAAACACGCCACUCUCCAUUCAUAAAAAAAAAAAAAACACGCCACUCUGAGAGCGCUGGAAGUUGAAAAAGAACGGUUUCUCAGUCGCCUUCAAGAGCGAAUGAGCAGUGACGACUACGAACGUGUUGAAGAUGCCAUGAAAGACAUGGAGGAACAAACCCGAAAAUGGUAUCAGGAGAAGUUUGAAGGUAUAAACAGUGGUGAUUUUGUCCGGAUGAUGCUCCUUGACGGUUGCUUCAUUGUAGAGCUCCUGCGCUUAUACACCAUGAGUUACCAGGUAAAUGAUGCGGAGCCCAUUUUAGAAACACGUUGGAUGGUGCCAAAUAUCGGUCGUGAUUUACUGUUGCUUGAGAACCAACUUCCCAUGUUUCUGCUGCAGAAAAUAUUUGACAUUACCACCUGGUCCACCUCCAAGAGCGAGGCUUCUCUCAUCGAGCUUGCUCUCCGAUUCUUUGAACCACUGAGGCCUGGAAAGGACAAAUUGGCAAACGAUAUAGUACUGAACACCAAAGAGAAGCAGCAUCCACAUCUGUUAGCUCUGUUUCAGUCUACCUUCGUGACUAGUACUACCAAGGACAAAACCAGAAGUUUUUAUGGGCAGGGGCCGGUGGCAAAAAAAUAUUUUUGUUUCAGGCCUGGUGACAUGUCAGCUCUCGAAAAAGAUCGAUCGAACAGUUUAUGGUCCAAUAACGUGUUAGCUCCCGAAAAAGAUGAAUCCAACAGUUUCCGGUCCAGUGCCGUGUCAGCUCCCGAAAGGGAUGACCUGAGGAAAUAUGACAAAAUUCCAGGGAAGGGUUGGGUCCAUAAUGCCACAACACUUACUUAUGCUGGCGUUCGAUUCAGAGCAAAAUCCGGUAGCUUUCUUGACAUAGAGUAUAAGAACACAUUCUUGAUGAUUCCUACUCUAUUCAUUGAUGAUGGCACCAGUACUUUGCUGAGGAACAUGAUAGCUUAUGAGCAGAGCAGCAGAUCUGCAACGCCGUAUUUUUCUUGUCUUGCAGUAUUCUUGGAUAGCAUAGUGGAUACGGUGGAUGAUAUCAACAUUCUUCGUCGUGCGGGGAUUAUCAAACAGGCAAAGGGUGGCGACCAAGAGGUGGUGGAUCUUUUUAAUAGUCUCACCAAAGAGGUUGAGAUUGAUAUGGAUGACUGCUACAUAAUGAAGCAAAUAAAAGAAAUCAACCGUCAUUAUAGAACACAUGAGGCUGUGGUUAGAUUUUACCGCAUUCUCUCCAUGGUAAACUUUAAUCGUAUUGUCACAACAUACAUAUCUACUCUACUGACGUUGAUCUAUAUCUGGUCCGCCAUUAGGUUUUGCAAAUGCAAAGACGGUAAAAAGGGACCAACUUAACGAAAUAGGCCAGUGCUGCUGAUCAGGGCAUCAGUAGCAAUAGAAUAAAGGACUUCUCAAUUUGAGAGGAUAAGUACGUAGCAGUGGUAUUUAAAUAAAGUACUCGAUCUCCUGUUGAUCGAGAGUUGGUACGUAGAAGUCUAGUAAUAAUUAUGUAUAUAUAUGAUAGGUAUUUACGUCAGGAAGUUCAUUUGUAGUACUUAUAUAUAUGAUGGCUAUUGAUGAAGUAGUCGAUGGUGAUUAUUAUUUUUUACAAUACAAUGUUUGUUUUGGAGGUCA